This is a messenger RNA of Nicotiana tabacum (common tobacco), 3267 nucleotides long. RefSeq lists its product as uncharacterized. Gene Ontology annotation, cellular component: SAGA complex. Lineage: Eukaryota; Viridiplantae; Streptophyta; Magnoliopsida; Solanales; Solanaceae. The record is from RefSeq and is a predicted model, not a curated record.
AGGUUCCGAUAGACCCUCGGCUCAAGUGUUACUGUAUUAUAGAAUUUUAAAUUUAGAAAUUGAAGAUAGUAUUUUAAAAUUCUGAGAAGUUACGAAUAAAUUGAAGAUAUUCUUUUGGCUGCUGCGGUGCUGCCAUUAGAAGAAAUUAGACCUUUAAAUUAAGGCGAGGGGCAAAGGUAUAUGUUAAUAUGAAGUUAUAACAACAACUGUAAAAGGGAGACAAAAUUCUUGUUCAGUCAAUCAAUUAGAUUUCAAUCCCAAAAUAAUUCGGGUUGACAAUAUAAAUCCUCCACAACUAUUCUGUUCUAUUUGAGUCCACAAUACAAAAUGUAUGGUACUUCUCAAAAUUUACAUUUAUGUUGAAGUCUCUAACCAGAGUAAAAAUGAUGUUGGUAAGAACUUACUUUAAUUUUAACAACUACUACGCCUGAUUCCUACUUCUAGUAUCGUAUAUAUAGAUCCUUUAUGUCUAUUUUAUCUUCUACUCUUAACUAAUCCGCCUUUUGAGAAAGUCAUUUCUAACAAUUCUCAUCCAUGUGCUUAUUAAGUCUACCUUAUUCAAUGUUUGCGCCUUCAAUCAUCGUAAUGGAUUAGAAAAGUUAAAUUUGGAAGGGGAGGAAUGCAAGGUGUUUUGAAGAUAUAAGUAGCCCUGUACAGAAGAUCAAAAUGAAUUGCAUUCUUCUUUUUAGUUUUUGGUGUAAAGCAGAAUGUAUAGAUUACCAGGAUUCAAUCAUAGAAGUCUUAGGCUCCUUGUAAGAAGAACAAGGAAGUUUAAUUUUUGUUUUUGUCUUAGCUCUUCUUGAUGUAAUCUUGGUUCCAGUACAAAAUUUGUGCUGAUGAUUUAUUAAUAUAUCGGAUCUCUUACCAUCUAAAAAAAAGGUUAAAUUAUGGCUCCUAAUCAAUAAUCCUAUCAGCAAAGGUGAGCGGACUUUUUAUUGCUAAAGACUUACUUGGAGUUCAAAUUUGAGACUUUUGUUUUUUAUUUCGGUUUUAGAAACCAAAUUGUUUUGUUUUGUUGUUGGAGAACAAUUAGCGCAUUAGGAUCUGAAAGAAUUGGUUUUGUGUUUGUUUGGAGGAACUAGUGUUGGGUUUGUCUUUUGAAUUUCUCAUUAAAGCUAUAAAUCAUGUUUGAGGUUUUCCUACGGAUGAGAUUAAUUCAUUGGAACCAACUAAAUAUCUUUCUGUUUUUUCUUUUCGUUAAGUGUGUGUAUACACGGAGAGAGAGAUAUAGUAUAUAUAUAUAUAUAUAUAUAUAUAUGUUGAAAAAAGUUGUUCUUAAAAAGCAAAGAUCAUGAAGAAGUUGGGAGAGGGGUGAUUGAAAAGCCAGAAUGUGAUGAAACACACACUCGUCAACACUUUGUGGUACCUUUUUUGUUCUACCCAACAGGUGGGUUCCACAUCGUUUUGUUUGCUCAAAACAUGAUUGUUUAAGAAUCAGAUUUUGUUCAAAUGGAUCCUUGAUGACGAUGCUAGUAAAAUGUUGUCUCUAGACAUUGUUACUGGACGAGAAUAUCAUUAAUUCCAAACACUAUUUUUGAAUUUAAUGCCACUCAGUUACCAAUAGUCUAUUUUUCAAAAUUUAUGAUACCCCUUUUUUGGUAAAACCUAAGGGUUCCUCCACAAAGUUCGUUCACGGAGGGUGAGUCAGGGCCUAGGGUCAGGCCAAAUGGCGUAGUCGAUGGACAACAUGUGAAUAUUCCUGUACUAACCUUUGUUGCUCGCGAGGGGCGGAGGAGGCUAGAUUAGCCGAAAGAUAGUUAUCGGUUCAAGACCGUAAGGUGUCCCUGCUUUUUCAGGGUAAGACGGGGCAGAGAAAAUGCCUCGAGCCAAUGUUCGUAUAUCCGGCGCUACGACAACAGGUAUGCUGCAAUGCUUGUAAGAAGCCAAUAAAGGCCAGCCAAUACGUUGCCCACACAGAGCUUUGUAAGUCAUUAUACUCCGCAGAAGAUAUUGUUUUGGAGGUCAAUGGUGGUGCAACACACAAGAAACGUCCAAGGAAAGAGAGAAAAAAGUCACUAACUGCAUCUUCUAACCAACCUAGAUCAGUCAGAAAGCAAGCCAAACUUGAAUUGUUAGAAAGUGAUUUUGCUGCAUUGCCAUGCUGUUCAGAGGAGCAUCUUUCAACUGUUUCCUUUCUUGAAGAUAAAAGAAUUUCAUCACACUUAAAUGUGGCCACCAUGAGAAGUUGUUCCAUGGUUACUCCUGGACUUGUAGAUUGCUCAGAAGGUGUAAUCUCACACCAGGAAAAACAUUCCAAAAUUUUUGGUGCAGCAAAUAUUGUUACUAAGAGUUGGCCGGCAAAUUCGGGAGAGGGUAUUCCCUUUUCAGGUGAAGAGCAUCAAGAAAGGUCAAGUGCAGGCAGUGACAAUACUGGUAGUCCUGCUAUCGCAGUUAAAAUUCCCACUCAAGUCCAAAAAUUUCGUUUGAAGGUUGAAGAUGUUCCAAAUCCACUUGCAACUAAGAUGUAUUAUUCUCAAAGACAACAUCGUCUCAAAUCAGCUCUCAGCUAUCUGUAUCGUGAGGGAUCAUGUAAUGACAGUGGCAGCGAGUUUGCCUGUCCAAAAGUAUUAAAAAGUAAUGUUAUGCCAGCUGACAUAUUGUAUCAUAGCAACAACUCCCAUAUACAAAUUGAUUACCAGCAAGAGAAGUGUUGGCUCGUGGGACAGGCACACGAGCAUUCCCUUCCGCUGGUCCGAAAGCCGAAUGUACUUCAAAUGGUUGAUUCCGGAGUAUGUCCGCCACCUAUGAACAUCGCAUCCCAGUUUCCUGUGAAUAAUAUCCUAACAAUCACCUCCAUUGGCGUGACGAACAGCAACUAUAAUUCGAUUUCUAAUUCAUUUGCAGGCCACUCAGGCAAGCAGCUACAACCUAAGCAGCAGGCUGAGGGAAAUUCCGCAGUUGUACAGAAUUAUUAAGGGAACUUUGUAAGGUAGGAUACAUCCACUGACUGACUGUGCUAAAUGGUAGAACUAUUCCAUCCUAAGCUUCUCCAUUAGAUUCGAGAGUUGACUCCCAAGCUUCUCCACUAGAUUGGAGAGUUGACUCCCUUAUGGAAGACGGUACAGUAGUUCUUCCUGUGGUUUAGACUCUGGUACAUGAAGGUUCCUUUCUUCUCUGACUCACAAAGCUAACUGCCAAUUGUACACAAUCUUCCAUACACAACGUCCUUGAGAAGGCAGACCCUAAUGACUUUCAGAUAUCUUUUUGGAUAAUCUUUUUGUACAAAGAAUGCCAAUCACUAAUGACACUCACUUUCGUUAAUGUCCA